This is a messenger RNA of Sardina pilchardus (European sardine), 844 nucleotides long. RefSeq names its product phospholipase A2 group X (gene pla2g10). Bases 207 to 665 code for a protein of 152 amino acids. Gene Ontology annotation, biological process: arachidonate secretion; lipid catabolic process; phospholipid metabolic process. The transcript is spliced from 4 exons. NCBI's taxonomy places the organism in Eukaryota, Metazoa, Chordata, Actinopteri, Clupeiformes, Clupeidae. The record is from RefSeq and is a predicted model, not a curated record. Gene Ontology annotation, molecular function: calcium ion binding; phospholipid binding.
GAGAAUGGGAUACAGAGGGGAAAUGGUUAAUGCCAGCCUCCCAAAAACAUGGGCAGUUCGUUUUCAGCCGCAUUUAAAAUGUAUCGAGUGUGUGGGGAUUACCGUGAAGCGCUCAAGACAGAGAGGCUGGAGAUGGUCAGGAGAUUACUUUGGAGUGAGUCUAAAAAAAGCCUUCGAUCACAUUGCGUCAAUAGACUUUGCGCACAAUGCCAGUACUGCAUUGGAUACUUCUCCUUCUCUUGGGCCUGGCCUGUGGCACUCCAUCAAGGUCUACUCGGAGAAAAAGAGGACUACUGGAACUGGCUGGGGUCAUCAAAUGUAGCACCGGAAGAUCAGCUUUGGCCUAUAUGAUGUACGGCUGUUACUGUGGCCUUGGAGGGCAAGGAUGGCCCAGGGACAAGGCUGACUGGUGCUGUCAUAAACAUGACUGCUGCUACGGUGAUGCAGAGUUUGCAGGUUGCCAAACACACACCGACAAGUACCAGUGGACAUGUGAAGACAAGGAAGCCGAUUGUGAUUCUCUGAAGGACAAAUGUGAGAAAAUGCUCUGCCGGUGUGACAGGGAAGCAGCUAAGUGUCUGAGGAAAGCGCCUUUCAUUCAGAAAUAUGCUUUUUGGCCUGAUUUUCUCUGUGGAUGUGUUCACCCAACCUGUAAUUUCUACUGAUCUAUCAGUGAAGUCUCUCCAGCAUGCAACAUUCUAUAAUAGUGCGGAAGUCAAGUUUUUAUUAUGUCUCUUUUCUAUAACCACAGCUACUCUUUUUGUACUGUUUACUAUAUUUUGUGAUUUCUUUGUUCAAUAAGUAGUACUGUACAACCCUUUGUGGGAAUUAAAGAAUCAUGACA